AUGUCCAUAAGUUCGCAAGCUCGCGCGACAAGUUCGCUGCUAACAGGCCGUCAUGCGAGCGUGUACGCACACUGCUGGAGACGCGCGCGCGAAAACAUAAAGCGUCAACGCGCGUACUCAAAGAAAGUCCCGUGCGUUAUUAUUAGCCUGUGCAGUGCGUACGAACAGGAUUCAGAACGAACGCCCCGGGCCUAUCGAUGCGCUGCUCAAAAAGCUAACCCGUCCCGCAAGAAAAGGACGGCGGCCGAGCACGUGGGAAGUGGAUUCCGAACGCACGCAUCCCGCCCGCCCCGCCGCCCCCACCCCCUCCCCCAACGAGCGGUCCCGGCGCCGCGCGCACUCCAGUCGCGCGCCGACCGCCGAGACGGCAACAGGGUUUUAAUAAACCUGUAUCGGUUCCCCGAGCAUCCGCCCAGACGUUGUGCAGUGACCGAGUUGGGACGCACGCUG
Iphiclides podalirius (scarce swallowtail) is the source of this 450-nucleotide messenger RNA. NCBI's taxonomy places the organism in Eukaryota, Metazoa, Arthropoda, Insecta, Lepidoptera, Papilionidae. The record is from the annotation of a GenBank genome assembly.